UUUAUGGUUGUAUGGAGAACUCUUGUGAAAGCUGUACAGGUGCGUGAAAAAGGACACAUUUCUUGGAAAAUUAAAGUGAUUUUUAUUUAGUUAAUGUUUGUUUUAUAAGAAAAAGAAAGAGAAUAUUGUGUAAAUGUUACAUUGUAGUUUUCUUUUCUCACUUGAAUAAAGUAGAAAAUUGUCAAUUUAGUGAAAGUAAACGAACUUGAUUUUCGAGAAAAAGAGGUGUGUGAAAUGGGUUUUGACUUAGAACGUUUUCAAGGAGACGUUGACGAAGAACUCGUAUGUCCGAUAUGUUCUGCUGUCCUUGAAGAUCCUGUACAGGCACUUGUGUGUGAACAUGCGUUUUGUAGAAGUUGUAUUCAGGAAUGGAUCAGUCGUCAACCAAUUUGUCCACUCGACCGCACACCAAUCACUGGAACUCAGCUUAGGCCAGCACCACGAAUCCUUAGAAAUUUACUUGCUCGUUUGUGUAUCAAUUGCGAUAAUUUAGCACAUGGUUGUCAAGCAAUAAUCAAACUCGACAGUCUUGGUACACAUUUGGAGGAAUGUGAAUUUAAUCCAAAACGAUUGAUUCCAUGCGAGCAGGGCUGUAGUCUGAUUAUUCCAAAAGACGAGAUCAAAAAUCACAAUUGUGUUCGUGAAUUGAUGAAUUUAAUUCAAUCGCAACGACAAAAAUUGUCCGACAUGAAGCGCGAAUUGAGCGAACAACAAUUUCAACUCAAUGAACAAAAACGUGAAAUUCAACUACUUAAAGAAUUCAUGAAAGCAAUAAGAAUCUCUAAUCCUUUGAUGAAGACAAUUGCUGAUCAAAUGGAACGUGAUGAAGUUGUUCGAUGGGCUGGAACAUUACCACGCGCUAGAGUCACUCGUUGGGGUGGAAUGAUAUCGACUCCUGAUGAAUUAUUACAGACACUGAUCAAAAGAACACUUUCGGAAAUAAAUUGUCCAUCGCAUGUGAUCAACGAAUUAAUGGAGAAUUGUCACGAGAGGAAGUGGCCGCCUGGAUUGAAUUCACUUGAAACAAGACAAAAUUCAAGACGUUUGUACGAAAAUUAUAUUUGUAAAAGAAUUCCCGGGAAGCAAGCGGUUCUAGUUUUACAAUGCGACAAUACCCAUAUGCCAGAAGACAUGAUUGUGGAACCUGGAUUAGUCAUGAUUUUCGCGCACGGAAUCGAGUGAAGAUAAGAAAAAUUAUUUUUUUUAUUGAUAUUAAGACCAAGAAAUUAAGUUUUUUAAAAAAAAGGAGAACACCAAUUUAUUUUUUAACAAAUUGAUAAUAUUUCUUAAAAAGAAAUACAAUUUUUCUUUUGUCAAAUAUUUUGACAAUUUUUUCCUUCUUAAUUUUGUCGUCCCAAAAAAUGGAUGAUUUUAUAUUCUUAACGAGAAAAAUUGUUUUCUCUAAAAUGAAAGAAAUUGUUUUCAUAAAAAAUUUUUUUCACAAACAAAUUGAUAUAAAAAUGAAUUGGUAUAUUUUUCUAAAAUUUAAGAAAUUCAUUGCGGUAAUGCAAUUUGUAAAACGAGCACACUAUUCAUCACUGCGAGAGAAUAUUUCUCCAAAAUAAUUAAUUAUAAGAAAGUUUUUUAUUUUAUUUUUUUUUAAUCUUAGAACUUUUUUUUUUCUUUAGUUUUAAUAAACAAAAAAAUUGUGAUAAAUAAUAUUUUCGCUUAAAAAAGAAGAAAAGUGAUUAACUUUCAGAUUUUAAGAUCUAAGAGACUUCUUUCAUACACGUGUUAUUUAAUAAUAAGAAAGUACGUCAAAUUUUUCUAUAGGCGGAAAGAAAAAGAAUUAUAGUACUGAGUACUUGUUAAAUAGUUUAUGGUAAGAUUAUAAUAUUAAUAUUAUUAUCGACAUUGUUUUUAACACUGUGAUUUGAGCGACGAACUCGACAUUUAAUUUUUCUACACGUAUAGCAAUUAAUUAUUAUUAGGUAUUAUUAAUAGUAUAUAAAGUGCAAAAUAAUUUGUUGUUUUUGUAAUCAAAAUUCGAAAACACAAUUUUGUUUUGAGCGUCAAGUCAAAUGAGUAUCUGGAAAACUCAUUUGUUGAAAAAGGACUUUGAAAAAAAAGGAAAAUUUUCUUUGAAUAAAAAAAAUUGUCCUUUAAAAGACAUUGAUGAAUAUUUUCUAAUAAUAUUUUAAAUUCGUGAUUUAAAUUUCUUAGUGUUAAUAGUAUUUUAUAAAUGUGGAAAAUUGUAAGUUAUGAUAAAUUUAUAUUUACCAGGUUCCUUUUUUAAU
Messenger RNA from Leptopilina heterotoma, 2237 nucleotides. It is a transcript of the gene elgi, whose product is annotated as E3 ubiquitin-protein ligase NRDP1. Gene Ontology annotation, cellular component: plasma membrane signaling receptor complex. The record is from RefSeq and is a predicted model, not a curated record. Bases 235 to 1182 code for a protein of 315 amino acids. Gene Ontology annotation, molecular function: metal ion binding; ubiquitin protein ligase activity. Lineage: Eukaryota; Metazoa; Arthropoda; Insecta; Hymenoptera; Figitidae. The transcript has 3 exons. Gene Ontology annotation, biological process: tumor necrosis factor-mediated signaling pathway; regulation of canonical NF-kappaB signal transduction; positive regulation of JNK cascade.